Molecule: messenger RNA, 960 nt
Organism: Closterium sp. Naga37s-1
Lineage: Eukaryota; Viridiplantae; Streptophyta; Zygnematophyceae; Desmidiales; Closteriaceae
Source: the annotation of a GenBank genome assembly
AUGCUCCCAAGUUCCAAUCACAAACCCAUUUUCCCCCAUUACACCCCACCCCUCUCCACCCCACCCCUCUCCUCCUCACCCCUCUCCUCCUCACCCCUCUCCUUCCUCCACACCCUCCUCCCCAUGCCGCUCCCCAUGCCCCUCCCCAUGCCCCUCCCCAUGCCCCUCCCCGUGCCCCUCCCCAUGCCCCUCCCCGUGCCCCUCCCCAUGCCCCUCCCCAUGCCCCUCCCCAUGCCCCUCCCCGUGCCCCUCCCCAUGCCUCAUGCAUUUCCAUAUCCCAAUCACUCACCGCUUCUUCCUGUUCCCCUUCCUUCCCCAUCCCCAUCACCCUUCCUUCUCAAUCCCCCUUCCUUCCCCAUCCCCAUCACCCUUCCUUCCCAAUCCCCCUUCCUUCCCAAUCCCCCUUCCUUCCCAAUCCCCCUCCCCUGCCAGCCUUCAAUACACCCCUCUCGUCCUCCUGGCCUUGCUUCUUCCUCACCCACCGCCUGCAAGACCGCCUCGACGUACGUCCCUUGCCAAACCAUGGCCACUGAAUGCAUGCGUCCCCUUCCCCGCUAUUCGCUUUGUGCCCUGGUCAACACACCCCCCUCUUCCCCUCCUGGCCUCUCUUCUUCCUCACGCACCGCCUGCAAGACCGCCUCGACGUGCGUUUCUUUUUCUCAACAACCCACGGCCUGUGUUGUAUUGACUGCAAGUGUUCCCUUGCCCGCUGGUUCAACAUCCCCCUCUGCUCCUCCUGGCCUCACUUCUUCCUCACGCACCGCCUCCACCGCCUCCAAGUCCGGCUUGAUCGCAUAUCGUGAAGUGAUUCCCAAGGCGGCAGGCUUCGAGGAGAGGCAGUGCGUGUACCAGCUGUUUCAUCUGCUAAACCACGUGCUCAUAUAUGGUAGAGAGUACUUCCCUCAUGCCAUGCAAAUGGCAAGUCGUGUUGUUCAUCUCUCAAAACAACACUCGGUGUAA